GGCGAGCGCAGCAGCACGCAUGGGUACACAUGGGAGGCCUGCUCCCUCCUCCCCGUUGGGCACGGUUCUCUGCCCAGGACCUUUUGCGUGAACUGCUCUCAUCCUUCCUCCCUAUUUCUCACCUUUAGUGCGGAGGUGGUCACCAUCACAGAGCUGCACUGUUCUGCUGUCUUUGAUACACAGUUGGAUUCCAGUUUCCAGUUCCCUUUAUUGAGAAUGCGAAGCCGCGUCCUCCGAGGCUGCCUGCAGCUGUGUGAGCUGGUGUCUCCUGGGAGAACGUAGGGCUAUGGAGGAGCCAAUGGCUGUGCCCGGUCUCCCGUCCAGAAAUGCCCCCUUCUUGGGGAGUAUUCCAGAUUUCUUCCACACUCUGCUUUGACCAGCUAGCCAGGCUUCCUGAGUUCCUGGUUUUCCCUUCCUGCCUGGGUGUUUGUGGGAUGUCCAUCGAAGAUGCUACUUCAGAGCUUCUGCUCCUGAGUUGCCUCCAAGGAUCCUUUCCUCUGCCAUCCUUGAGACAUGUUCAAGUUCUUUUGUUUUGAGUCUGGCUGUGCGUAGUGGUGCACACCUUUACUCCCAGGAAGAGAACCCGAGGCAGCGCUGCAGGCAUUGGACAUAGUUGUCCUGUCUUGGGACUCUGCAGUCUCAUGUAUCUGAGAAGAAGCACUGGUUGGGGAUUGCACUGAGAAACACUUGAAACAGAGCAGACAACAUCUACCAUGUUGCUUGGAAGUUUGGCCAAAAUGAAUAAAAAACCAGCAUCAGAGAAAUCGUUCACAGAGUGAAGGCCCGGCCUGAGGUCCCUUUGAAAAGGAAAUGUCGAGCGACAAAACUUAGAAAGUUUUCCUCAAGAAGCAGGAGAGAGGGCCAGCCCCCGACUCCCCCUCGGUUCCCUUUCACUUGUCCCAGAUGCUAGCUGGGAGAGUCCCGUGAGAGAAGAGGACUUUGUGGCUCUCCCAGCGCCUUAACGCUUGGCCAGAGUAACUAUCAUUCGCCUAGGAUGGCCACCCUCGGUCUGUCUCCCACACUUGCCGGAUCCACGCAGGACCUCACAGGUCCCCAGGAGGUGGUUCUCCUUCCUUCCAAAUACCAUACCCAUGCUCAGAACAUGGAUCUGUUUGCUUACCACAGCCUGGAGCCUCCAGCACCAUCCGGUAUUUCUUCUCAGGAGUCCGUGACGUUCCAGGAUGUCGCCGUGGACUUCACCGAGAAGGAGUGGCCCCUGCUGGACUCCUCCCAGAGGAGACUGUACAAGGACGUGAUGCUGGAGAACUAUAGCAACCUGACGUCCCUGGGGUACCAGGUUGGUAAGCCCAGUCUCAUCUCACAUUUGGAGCAGGAAGAGCCAAGGGCAGAGGAGCAAGGCAUUCAGCACGGAGCUUGUUCAGAUUGGGAGACUCCGUGGAAAGCCAAGUGGCCCAUUCUUAUGGAAGGCAUUUUCGGGAAGGAGGUCUCCAGUGGUGUGACAGCGGAACCCUCCGCUCUGGGGCAGCGAUCGGCCCAGUACGCCCAGCUGCUGGAGGCGCUCCGCGCGGGCGCCCGCCUGCCGGGGCAGCCGCCGCCGCCCCCACCCCCGGGCGCGGCGGGCAGGAAGAUGCACGCGUGCCAGCAGUGCCAGAAGGCCUUCACCACGAGCGCGUCGCUCACGCGCCACCAGCGCAUCCACACGGGCGAGAAGCCGUACGCGUGCGGCGACUGCGGCCGCGCCUUCAACGACCCGUCGGCGCUGCGCAGCCACGCGCGCACGCACCUGCCGGACAAGCCGUUCGCGUGCGGCCAGUGCGGCGGCGCCUUCCGCACGCUGCCGGCGCUGCGCGCCCACGCGCGCGUGCACACGGGCGAGCGGCCGUACCGCUGCGGCGAGUGCGGCAAGGCGUACGGCCGCAGCUGCCACCUGGUGGCGCACCGGCGCACGCACACGGGCGAGCGGCCGUACGCGUGCGCGCAGUGCGGCAAGGCCUUCCAGCACCCGUCGCACCUGAAGGAGCACGCGCGCAACCACACGGGCGAGAAGCCGUACGCGUGCGCGCAGUGCGGCCGCGCCUUCCGCUGGAAGUCCAACUUCAACCUGCACCGCAAGGGCCACGCGGCGCCCAAGACGUACGCGUGCAAGGAGUGCGGGCAGCCCUUCGCCGACCUGCCUUCGCGCCGCCGGCACGCGCGCCGCGCGCACGCCGCGGCCCCCAAGCCGGCCGAGUGCGCGCGCUGCGGCAAGGCCUUCCGCAACCAGUCGGUGCUGCGCACGCACAUGAACUCGCACACGGGCGAGCGGCCGUACGGCUGCGACGUGUGCGGCAAGGCGUUCGGCGCCAGCUCCAACCUCACGGCGCACCGCAAGAUCCACACGCGGGAGCGGCGCUACGAGUGCGCCGCGUGCGGCAAGGUGUUCGGCGACUACCUGUCGCGCCGGCGGCACGCGAGCGUGCACCUGGUCCGCCGGCGCGCCGAGUGCCGGCAGUGCGGCAAGGCCUUCCGCAACCAGUCCACGCUCAAGACGCACCUGCGCAGCCACACGGGCGAGAAGCCGUACGAGUGCGAGCACUGCGGCAAGGCCUUCAGCAUCGGCUCCAACCUCACCGUGCACCGCCGGAUCCACACGGGCGAGAAGCCCUACGAGUGCCUGGCGUGCGGCAAGGCCUUCAGCGACCACUCGUCCCUGCGCAGCCACGCCAAGACGCACCGCGGCGGCGAGAAGCUCUUCGCCUCGGCGGCGUGCAGGAGGCUGCAGUGAGCGCUGGCCUCAC
Messenger RNA from Jaculus jaculus (lesser Egyptian jerboa), 2738 nucleotides. It is a transcript of the gene Znf317, whose product is annotated as zinc finger protein 317. NCBI's taxonomy places the organism in Eukaryota, Metazoa, Chordata, Mammalia, Rodentia, Dipodidae. Gene Ontology annotation, biological process: regulation of DNA-templated transcription. The transcript is spliced from 9 exons. The record is from RefSeq and is a predicted model, not a curated record. The coding region runs from base 995 to 2725 and encodes 576 amino acids.